AUGGAUGCCUUUAGGUCACUUGAGAACUGCCACGACCUUCGACAGCUGGCAACGAACCUGCUUGGAGCAAUCACGGAGUAUACGCUCCGUGGCAACAUGGGCCAAGCACAGGAGGCUUCCCUCCAGUCCAGGAUUCUCAACCUGACAGGAAACAUUCGCAACCUUGUGGCACAGCCCCAGGACCAGUGGCUGUUGCACAUCGUCCAAAGCAACGAGAUGGCUGCCAUCAAGCUCUUCGUUCACUGGCACGUCUUUGAACACAUUCCAAUCGAACAAUCCAUAUCCUACGCACAGCUGAGCGACAAGGCGAGCGUCGAUCUUUCUCUUCUCAUGCGGGUCUCACGUAUGCUCAUUUCCACCGGUGUCCUGGGAGAAGCCGGGCCUGAUCGAGUUGCGCACACUGCAAAGUCCAAGAUCUUCCUUCACGGUAACCCAUACGGGGACUUGGACCAAGUCGUGAUGGAGUACGGAUUGUCUGGUUGCGACAUGAUCCGGUACUUUGAAAGCAACGGGCGAAACGAGCCGGACGGCCUCAGCCCUAGCCCAUUUACCUUCACGAAGGGGAUGCAGGGAAGUGACAUGUGGGGCAUUUACAAUGAUCAGGGCAAAAAGGAGGAGUUCAUGCGGGCAAUGACGGCGUUAGACCGCUUGGCGCCGAUCAUCGGCGUGUAUGACUUCUCGUGGAUUGCCGAAGCAUCGGCCAAGGCCGACAACGACAGAGUACUGUUGGUCGAUGUCGGUGGUGGCAGCGGUCAUGCGGUUCAGGCCAUCUGCGGGAGCAUUGGUCUGCCGUUGGAGCGUUGUGUGCUGCAGGACAAAGAGCCUGUCAUUUCGAGGGUCGAAGGAGUGGGUAAUCUACCGGGAUUGAAACUAAUGUCUAUCGACAUGCACAAGGAGCAGCCGGUCCAAGGGGCCCUGGUUUACUACAUUCGCCAUUGUCUUCAUGACUAUAACGACCACAUUGCCCGAGGUAUCCUACAGCAUAUCUCCAAGGCCAUGGCGGCAGAUAGUACCCUGCUGAUAGCCGAACACGUCGUCGAGUGGCCUCCGAAGCCCGAGUCUACUGCCAUGGACAUGCUCAUGCUAGCUGUCGGUGGGAAGGAGCGGACCGCGAUGGAGUGGGCUCAUCUUCUGCGAAGUGGGGGGCUGACGCUGGAACGCAUCCAUCGGAACCCCACCUCAUCACAUUGUAUCAUUCAGUGCAGCAAGGCCACAAUUGUGGCUGGUCAGGACCAGUUGGCAAUUGAAGCUUAG
This is a messenger RNA of Colletotrichum spaethianum, 1254 nucleotides long. Its product is annotated as methyltransferase fsa4. The record is from RefSeq and is a predicted model, not a curated record. NCBI's taxonomy places the organism in Eukaryota, Fungi, Ascomycota, Sordariomycetes, Glomerellales, Glomerellaceae. The transcript has 4 exons. The coding region runs from base 1 to 1254 and encodes 417 amino acids. Gene Ontology annotation, molecular function: O-methyltransferase activity.